AUGGUCGAGGCUGUUAAUCCGAGCUUUAUUGAUGCACCCUAUGGAGUAUCAGAAUGGGAGAUCUCAGGUCUUCACGAAGCACCUUCCACUACAGUGAGACUAUCUCGCAUUGCGGAAUCUGUCUUUAAUAUCGAAGGAAAAGUGAUCGAUAUUAAAGAACUCACCGAUCAUCAACGACAACGCCCUGGAAUGAGUAUUGCGGCGAACGUUUUGGUCAGAGCGACUCGGUUCUGGGUGAAAUAA
Messenger RNA from Penicillium macrosclerotiorum, 243 nucleotides. Its product is annotated as FMN-binding split barrel-related protein. Lineage: Eukaryota; Fungi; Ascomycota; Eurotiomycetes; Eurotiales; Aspergillaceae. The record is from RefSeq and is a predicted model, not a curated record. The coding region runs from base 1 to 243 and encodes 80 amino acids. The transcript has a single exon.